GGGCAGCGACCAGCACGUCAGUCAUCUGAUCCCGGGCGCUGAUUGGCUAAUUCCAUCAGCCAAAGGCGUGGUCACUAGAGGGUCGCGGCCUGGUUGUCGUUGCUACGUGAAGUCGAGCCUGAGUGGUUGGUAUCCCACCGGGGAAUAAAAAUGAUUGAGAUCAUUUGCAACGACCGUUUGGGAAAGAAGGUUCGCGUUAAGUGCAAUCCUGAUGAUACCAUACAAGACCUGAAGAAGUUGAUCGCUGCACAAACUGGAACAAAAUGGGACAAGCUGGUCUUGAAGAAAUGGUACACCAUUUUCAAGAAUCAUGUUCAAUUGGAGGAUUAUGAGAUUCAUGAUGGAAUGAACUUGGAGCUCUAUUAUCAAUGAAGUGUAUUCCAGCCUGAGAAGUUUGCCACAAAUAACAGCUUGCGGGGAAAUAAGCUUAUGGCUUCAGAAUGAACACUUGUGCUUUUCUGAACAGUACUUAUUUUUCUUUAGUUUUGUGAAAUUAUUUCAGAAUACUUGAUUUCUUUGUCCAAUACAAGUUGCUUUUCAUUUCCAGUGUUUAUUAGCAAAUAAAAGUAUCAAUCUGUGUAAUUGCACACGUAUCUAUUCCUUCCCAUCCUGACCAUAAUCUCUUCUACUUAGCACACAGUAUUAGACUAAAUUUUGCCUUGAGUAUGCUGCUACACAUGGGAGUCUUGCUGUUGCUACUGUUUCCAUUCAUUUUAAAAUAUAAGAAUUGCCAACAAUCUAAUUCAAGAAAUUGAAGCUUUAUAUGUUUUCUGAAAUUUAGAAUCUCAUGUCUGAUUUAACAAAGAUUGAAGGAAGCCAUCUCAUUGCAUAUUCCCCCCUCGUGCAUCCACCCCCCCCCCCCCCAUCUCUGCAGAAGCAAGUUCAUUAACUAGUUUGCAUUGUUAGCCGGGUAUCAGAAAACCACUUCUGUGUCUUAUUUGAAUGGAAUUAAAGUGGAGAUGUGCUUUA
This is a messenger RNA of Hypanus sabinus (Atlantic stingray), 969 nucleotides long. RefSeq names its product ubiquitin like 5 (gene ubl5). Gene Ontology annotation, molecular function: protein binding; protein tag activity. Lineage: Eukaryota; Metazoa; Chordata; Chondrichthyes; Myliobatiformes; Dasyatidae. Bases 151 to 372 code for a protein of 73 amino acids. Gene Ontology annotation, cellular component: nucleus; cytoplasm. The transcript has 5 exons. Gene Ontology annotation, biological process: mRNA splicing, via spliceosome; protein modification process. The record is from RefSeq and is a predicted model, not a curated record.